ACUUAACGUAUACAUGAAAAAUUAAUAUUUAAAAAAUAGGACAUUGUAUGUGACGUUUUCUUAUAUUAUUAUUUAUUACAUGUUAAAUCAUGUCGACAUUUACUUUUGGGACACCUGUAACCUCAAGUAAUACAAGUUUUGGAUUUGGGCAAAAACCUGCAACAGGUUUUAACUUAACUAGUGCACCUUUUGGUUCAAGUAAUCCAGCAUCAACAUUAGCUUUUGGAACUUCUUCAAUACCUGCAACAACUACUGGACUUAGUUUUGGAUUCAAUACUACACCUGCAACUUCUGCACAAACACAAUCAAGCGGUUUACUUUUAGGAUCAAAUACAACUAGUACAACAACUGCAAGCAGUUUAUUUCCAGCCCCAACUACUUCUGCACCAUUAUUUGGUGGUCUUACUUUUGGUACACCAGUCUCAAGUACUGCAUUAACAUUUGGCACUCCAGCUGCUACAGCUACAACUGGAAAUAUUACUUUUGGUACACCUACUACUACAACAACAUCGCUUUUUGGUAGUAGUAAUUUAUUAGGAUCAAAAUUAGUUACUGGUACUACUACAACUACUACAAGUACAACAAAUAAAGGACUAGGAGGACUAGAUGUGUAUUCAAGCAAUAAAGGACUUUCACAGGGAAAUAUUAAUCCUGCAGCUGUUAAAGAAAAUAUUUGGCCACCGGAAUUAUUACAGACAGUAGAGAAAUUCAAAGAGUUUGUAAAAGAGCAAAAAGUAUUGUCUUCAGACAUAGCAAGAGGGUCUGCAAGACCAUUGAAUCGAUGUGCCGAAGAUACAGCAUCAUUGAUGGAACUUCUAACAACAUUAGCUGGGUCUGUUCAACGAGAUCGUUCAGCUGCUGAUAAAUUAAAACAAGAUACAGCAAAAGCAUUACAGAAUGCUGAAAUAGCUCAAAGAACACACGAUACUCCAGCAGGAUUACAAUAUGAAAAUAAUGCACCAUUAUUAUUUUUUAUGGAAUUGGCUGAUAACUUUGAACAUGAUUUAAUGUUAUUUAGAUCUCAAAUUGAAACAACAGAAAAACAUAUACAAACAAUGAUGACUCCAAAAACAUUAACACCUCAAGAAUUGUCAAUGGCUAUGAGUAAACUUCAUGAAUCUCUCGUAGCUGUUGCUGGUAAAUUACAAGGUGUACAUUCAAAAGUACAACAACAAAAGGAACAGUACUUAAACUUCAGAAAAUAUGUUUUAAAAGAUAAUACAAAUGUUUUUGAAGAUAUUAAAGUAGAUGGAAAAACAUCUCGAAAUAGUAUUGGAAAAAUUACGAGUGGCCCUACUCCAUUUAGUCCAGGAAAUAAAAGUUUUCUUUCAACAGCAUUAAGUUCUAAUAGACCAGGAAAUUAUGAAACACGAAAUUCAUUAGUUUGGGGAAAUACAAUACCAAUUCCAUCUGCUACUAACAUUACUCUAAGUUCGUCAUUGAAACCACCAACUGCAAGUUUGACCUUUAAUACUGCAUCAAAUCUUACUGCACCUUUACCAACGAGUGAAUCGAAUUCAAGUUUCCAACUUCAAAAACCUCCUAUUGGUAAUAAAAGAGGAAAAUAUUAAAUCGUGUUUAUAUUUAUUUUUGCAUUGUUGAAUAUGCUUAAC
Eufriesea mexicana is the source of this 1613-nucleotide messenger RNA. It is a transcript of the gene Nup58, whose product is annotated as nuclear pore complex protein Nup58. Bases 90 to 1571 code for a protein of 493 amino acids. The transcript is spliced from 7 exons. Gene Ontology annotation, cellular component: nuclear pore. Gene Ontology annotation, biological process: nucleocytoplasmic transport. NCBI's taxonomy places the organism in Eukaryota, Metazoa, Arthropoda, Insecta, Hymenoptera, Apidae. The record is from RefSeq and is a predicted model, not a curated record. Gene Ontology annotation, molecular function: structural constituent of nuclear pore.